This is a messenger RNA of Chinchilla lanigera (long-tailed chinchilla), 3308 nucleotides long. It is a transcript of the gene Nlrp4, whose product is annotated as NLR family, pyrin domain containing 4. The record is from RefSeq and is a predicted model, not a curated record. Lineage: Eukaryota; Metazoa; Chordata; Mammalia; Rodentia; Chinchillidae. Gene Ontology annotation, molecular function: protein binding. Gene Ontology annotation, cellular component: cytoplasm. Bases 1 to 2961 code for a protein of 986 amino acids. Gene Ontology annotation, biological process: regulation of inflammatory response. The transcript is spliced from 9 exons.
AUGGCAUCGUCUUUCUUUUCUGACUUUGGCCUUAUGUGGUACCUAGAGGAGCUCAAAAAGAAGGAGUUCAUGAAGUUCAAGGAGCUCCUCAAGGAGGAGACAUCACACCUCGGGCUCAAGCAGAUCCCCUGGGCUGAAGUGAAGAAGGCAUCACGGGAAGAACUUGCCUGCCUACUGCUCAAGCAUUAUGAGGAGGAGCAGGCCUGGGAUGUGACCUUCAGGGUCUUCCAGAGGAUCGACAGGAGGGAUCUCUGUGAGAGGGCCAUAAGGGAGAGCACUGGACACUCAAAACUGUAUCAGGCUCAUGUGAGGGAGAAAUACAGCAAUAUCUUGGCCAAGAAAUCCAUCGCCACGCUCCACCAAAACCUUGAUGAGACUAUCACCCAGGAAGAAAUCAAAUCUCUGGAACUCCUCUUCACACCCCAGAAGCCUGGGAAGCAGGCCCAUGCUGUGCUCCUGAAAGGAAACCAAGGAGUUGGGAAAACAACUUUCCUGAUCAAGUUCAUGCUGGCCUGGUCCAAGGGCCUCAUCUACAAGGACAGGUUCUCCUAUGUCUUCUACUUUUGCUGCCAGGAAUUGAAGCAGCUGCCAGUGACAAGCUUAGCAGAACUGAUCACCAGCACCUGGCCUAGCACCUCUGCCCCCGUGAGUGAGAUCCUGGCCCACCCUGAGAAGGUCUUGUUCAUGGUGGACAGCUUUGAAAUGCUGGGGAGCGACCUUGGCGAGCCCGAGGGUGAGCUGUGCAGGGACUGGGUGGAGGUGCGGCCGCCCCAGCUGCUGCUGAGCAGUUUGCUGAGGCGGAGGAUGGUCCCGGAGUGCUCCCUGCUUAUCACGGUCGACAUCAAGGCCAGGCAGAGCCUGGAGGACAGGCUGCGGGACCUUGACGUUAGGGUGCUCGGGGGCUUCCGGGAGAGUGACAUCAAGCUCUACAUCUACGGUAUGUUUCAAGAUUUGCACAGAGCCGCAGAGGCCUUCAGCCUCAUACAAAGCAAGGAGUGGUUCCUCGCGCUGUGCCGGUUCCCUGUGCUCUGCUGCCUGGCAGGCACCGCCCUGAAGCAUGAGAUGGACGAAGGCAAAGAUGUGGCCCGUACCUUCCAGCGGACCACCUCUCUGUACACCUCCUUCCUUUUUAACCUGUUCACGCCCAGGACCACCGACAGCCCCAGCUGGCAGGGCCAGGCCCAGCUGCAGACCCUGUGCUCCCUAGCUGCCCAGGGCAUGUGGACCAACUGCUUCGUGUUCUGGGAGAAGGACCUCAGGAGAAACGGUAUUGAGGGCUCUGAUGUCCCUGCCCUGCUGGAGCUCGGGAUCCUCUUACGGUGCAGGGGAUCUGAGCCCUCGUACAAGUUCCUGCACCCGUCCAUCCAGGAGUUCUGCGCCGCCCUGUUCUACCUGCUCAAGAGCCCCGGCCACCACCCGCACCCUGCCGUGCAGGGCACACAGGACCUUCUAGUGACCUUCCUAGAGAAGUCCAGAGCAUACUGGGUGUUUCUGGGGUGUUUCCUGUUUGGCCUCUUGCAUGAAAGGGAGCGGCAGAAGCUGGAUGCGUUUUUUGGCUUUCAGCUGUCCAGUGAGGUGAAGCAGCAAGUGUAUCAGUACCUGCAAAGCCUGAGUACUGUCAGAAACCUCCACGAAAGGAUCGUCUUCCUGGCCUUGUUCUACUGUCUGUUCGAGAUGCAGGAGGAGACCUUCGUUAGCCAGGCAAUGAACUUGAUGCAAGAGCUUACCUUCACUAUGUCAGGAAAGCUGGACUUGGAGGUUGCCGCCUACUGCCUAAAGCACUGUUCCAAGCUGAGGCAGCUCAGCAUUUCAAUCCAAGGUAUCUUCCAGGAAGAAGAGAAAGGACACAACUUGCUGUCAAACGCUGACCUCGUCUGUUGGCACCAGGUGUGCUCCGUCCUCACGACCAACAAGCACCUCCGCGUGCUGCAGAUAAAGGACAGCGUCCUCAGCGACUGCGCCACGGGCACUCUGCUUAACCAGCUGAGGCAGCCCAACUGUCUCGUCGAGAAUCUUAUGAUAAACAAUGCUCGCUUACACUGUGACAGCUGGCUUCUCUUUGAGGUGUUCAUUCACAACCCCAACGUGAAAUACUUGAGCCUCAACAACACUGACCUGUGCCGUGAUGCCGUGAGGAACCUCUGCAGCGUGCUGAGCCACCCCACCUGCGGCUUGGAGAACCUGGAGCUGGUGAAUUGCAAGCUGACGGCUGAGGACUGCAAGGCCUUCGCCUCCAUCCUGAUGGAGGGCAGGAAGCUGAAGCAACUGAACCUCGCCUCCAACUUCCUGAAGAAGGGGGUGCGCACCCUCUGCAAGGCCCUGUGCCACCCCGACUGCACCCUGCAGUUCCUGGUGCUGGCCUUCUGCUACCUCAGUAACUGGUGCUGGGACUACCUCGCUGAAGUGCUCCUGACCAGCAAAAGCCUGACCCACCUGGACCUCAGCCUGAACACCCUGAGGGACGAGGGGCUGAAGGUUCUCUGUGAGGCCCUGAGAUACCCGACCUGCAUGCUGAAGACACUGAGUUUGAUGCAGUGCUCCAUCACGGCAGGCGGCUGCAGAGACCUGGCAGCUGUCCUCACCAGCAACCAGAACCUGACCAGCCUGCUGCUCGCGAAGAACCACCUGGGCGACACCGGCGUGAAGCUGCUGUGUGGUGCCGUGGCGCAGCCUGGCUGCCGCCUGGAGAACCUGGGGCUGGACGACUGCGGCCUGACCGGUGCCUGCUGCGAGGACCUCGCUGACAUGCUCACCAGCAGCAAGACUCUGACCACGCUGAGCCUGAUUCAGAAUCCCCUGGACCACUGUGGGGUGGCGGUGCUGUGCGAGGGCCUGAGGCACCCCGAGUGCACCCUGCGGGUGCUUGGAUUGAACAAAGCUGCCUUUGAUAAGAAAACCCAGGCACUUCUGAUAGACGAGGAAAAGCGGAACCCUAACCUGGCCGUCUUAGAAAGCUGGUGACAGAAAUGGACGACAUGGCGGGUGGGAGGCAGGCUGCGAGCACCUGGGUGCUCGAGGGGACACUAUGAGGACCCCUGAGGGACGACCUGCGUGACCUGAGGGAGGGCCUGUGUGGACACCUGUGUGGACACCUGUGUGGAUACCUGAGGGACGACCUGCAUGGACACUGUGUGGACACCUGCGUGGACACCUAUGUGGACAGGUGUGUGGACACUGAGGGACAACCCGUGUGGACACCUGCGUGGAUACCUGAGGGACGACCUGCGUGGACACCUACGUGGACAGGUGUGUGGACACUGAGGGACAACCCGUGUGGACACCUGUGUGGACACUUGUGUGGACAGGUG